ACCAACUGCAUAAAUCAAGCAAAACCAAAUUCAACACAACAUAAACAACGUUAACAUUCUUUUCAAUUCUAGAACAGAACCUCAAUCCAAGGAUAUGGUCAUUGUAGGGUCACUCUCAAUAAUAUUUUCCCUUCUUCUAAUUUAAAUCAAACCUUCUCCUCUCUAAAAUUUUCAUUCCAACAUGAAGAACACUAACACCAACACAAAAUUCAUUCUUCUCCACCCAUAUAUCCAGAAACAAGGAAGCUCCAACCGCCUAUGGCUUCUGGCCUUCAUAUCCUUCUUCACCCUCGCCUUCCUCGCCACCCUCAUUUACACCAGAGACACAACCUCAUCCAUCACCACCACCAUCUCUUCCACCCCUUUAUCUACUUUCACCAACACCCCUUUGCCUUCCUCCGUCAUCAACACCCUCCUCCACUAUGCCUCCAAAUCCAAUGACACCUACCACAUGUCCCACUCCGAUCUCAAAACCAUCUCCGACGUCCUCCGAAAGUGCUCCUCACCAUGCAACUUCCUCGUCUUUGGCCUCACCCCGGAGACCCUCCUCUGGAAAGCCCUCAACCACAACGGAAGAACCGUUUUCAUCGAUGAAAACCGGUACUACGCCGCCUACUUCGAAGAAAAGCACCCCGAAAUCGAUGCCUACGACGUGCAAUACACCACCAGAAGGAGCGAGAUGAAGGAGCUGAUAGCUUCCGCUAAAGAACAGUCCGGAAACGAGUGCAGGCCGGUGCAGAAUCUUCUGUUUUCUGAGUGCAAGUUAGGACUCAACGAUCUUCCCAACCACGUUUAUGAAGUGGAUUGGGAUGUGAUAUUGGUGGACGGACCAAGAGGUGACUGGCCCGACGCCCCCGGAAGAAUGUCUCCGAUCUUCACCGCCGGCGUGCUUGCCCGGAGCAAGAAGAGUGGGAACCCGAAGACGCAUGUGUUUGUGCAUGACUUCUCAGGGAAAGUGGAAAGGAUCUGCGGGAACGAGUUUCUGUGUAAGGAAAAUUUGGUGGAGACAACGCACUCUUUGGGACACUAUAUUCUGGAAAAAAUGGAGGAGAGUAGCGUGAAGUAUUGUAAGGAUCAUAACCACUCAUCAGGAUCUUCUUCUUCCUCUUAGUUGCUGUAAUCUUCCACGUUACAAUAAGCUUUGUGCAGAAGUAUAUCAUAUCAGAGUCAGCCAUGUGGAUAUUUAUGAUCGUUUUAGUUCCAUUGUUUACUUCUUCGCUGGAGCUUGUAAAAGAUAAUUCUUUCUUUCU
Messenger RNA from Vigna radiata var. radiata (mung bean), 1250 nucleotides. RefSeq names its product protein IRREGULAR XYLEM 15. The record is from RefSeq and is a predicted model, not a curated record. The transcript has a single exon. Gene Ontology annotation, biological process: xylan biosynthetic process. NCBI's taxonomy places the organism in Eukaryota, Viridiplantae, Streptophyta, Magnoliopsida, Fabales, Fabaceae. Bases 182 to 1111 code for a protein of 309 amino acids.